Messenger RNA from Phytophthora sojae, 528 nucleotides. RefSeq lists its product as hypothetical. Gene Ontology annotation, molecular function: 8-oxo-7,8-dihydroguanosine triphosphate pyrophosphatase activity. NCBI's taxonomy places the organism in Eukaryota, Oomycota, Peronosporomycetes, Peronosporales, Peronosporaceae. The record is from RefSeq and is a predicted model, not a curated record. The transcript is spliced from 2 exons. Bases 1 to 528 code for a protein of 175 amino acids. Gene Ontology annotation, biological process: DNA protection.
AUGCUGCACGUGCCGCCGCUUCCGCGCAAGCUGCUCACGCUGGCGUUCCUCGUGCGCGAUGGCGCGUCCGCGCGAGGUGACGGGAUGCAGGUGCUGCUGGGCCUGAAGAAGCGCGGCUUCGGCAUGGGCAAGUGGAACGGCUUCGGCGGCAAGGUGGAGCCGACGGACGCGAGCAUUGCGGCGGCCGCGGCGCGCGAGGUGCAGGAGGAAGCCAACGUGACGGUGCAGCCGGAGCACCUGCAGCCGCGUGGCGUGCUGCUGUUCUCGUUCGAGGAGGGCAAGGAAGUGAUGGAGGUGCAUGUGUUCCUGACGCGGCAGUUCAGCGGCGAGCCGUCCGAGAGCGACGAGAUGAAGCCGCAGUGGUAUGACGCCGCGGACAUCCCGUACAAGAGCAUGUGGGCGGACGACUUCAUCUGGCUGCCACACGUGCUCGGCGGCAAGAGCGUGCAGGGACACUUCCGCUUCGCCGCGGACGAGAACACACUGCUCGACCACGAACUCGAGGUGUUACCCUCCUCUGUAGAAUGA